Molecule: messenger RNA, 734 nt
Organism: Ectocarpus siliculosus
Lineage: Eukaryota; Phaeophyceae; Ectocarpales; Ectocarpaceae
Source: the annotation of a GenBank genome assembly
AUGGAAGCGUCAUCGUACACGCUGCCAGCCGCUUUUUGCUUCAUCGCAGUGCAGUUGACGUUUCAAGCCACACGACAAGCUACUCCGAAGCGACCGAAGAGAGGCAAAGUCAAGGGCGGAGGGACAACCCAGCGGCAGCAACAGGCACCGCAGGGUAGUGCCGCCACCAGUCAAGGUGUCUACCUGCCCACGGACGUUGCGUUCAAGACCUUCAUACUCGCCGCGGUUAAGGACUUGCAUGGCGAGGUUGGGUCGCUGGCCUACCCUGUGGACGUGUUGUCUUGGGAUGCGGUCAGUGGCGAAGGUCGGCUAAGGGUGCCUGCAAGGUCAUUGGUUCCAAUACGGGCAGCCCUGAGUUUUGUUGGGUCUUGCGGGGACGUUCCGUGCGCGAUAGACGUGAGAGAGGUGUCGCCGUUUCUGGCAGGCCUGGCGUGCGAGCGAUAUCUUUGAUGAUGAGCGAAGCAAGCCCCUCGGAGUGGCGGUACUGCUGUGUUGGAGCAAUGGCGGUAGCCUUGGUUGAAAGCACACAUCUGUGACCGUUGUCAUCCCUUUACUGGAAAGGAGUCUUUCGUAAAUCUGAGUGCGAACCAUGAGCGUGACACAGGAAGAUCUUCGACUGACGCCGUAUCUCGUCGUGAAGGCGCAUCUUUGAUUGCGUGUCUAUCCGAACGGUCGUGAAGGCAAAAACAUACAAACUGCAUUUUCGCCGUCGACUAUUUUGUUUGACGUCUCGA